Malus domestica (apple) is the source of this 3277-nucleotide messenger RNA. Its product is annotated as kinesin-like protein KIN-7B. Lineage: Eukaryota; Viridiplantae; Streptophyta; Magnoliopsida; Rosales; Rosaceae. The record is from RefSeq and is a predicted model, not a curated record. Gene Ontology annotation, biological process: microtubule-based movement. Gene Ontology annotation, molecular function: ATP binding; microtubule binding; microtubule motor activity.
UUCAGGUGCGCCUAAGCGGACGGAAAAGUUAACCGAAAUUAAAUAACGCAAGCACUCACGCCUGAAAUAGCCGUUACUACUUCCAUCUCCGUCUCUCUCUCUCUCUCUCUCUCUCUCUCUCUCUCUCUCUACAGCAUUGCAGUUCUUCACUGGCACUCUCAAACCUCCAAGAACUCCAGCUUUACAAGUGGAGGUUAGCAAGUGAAGAUGAUGCCGGGGACACCAGCAACACCGUCGUCUAAGGUGCGAAGGACUCCGUGCUCCACUCCGGGCGGUUCUAAAGUCAGUGAGGAGAAAAUUUUAGUUACAGUUCGUUUGAGGCCACUAAACCGCAGAGAGCAGGCGUUGUAUGAUCUUAUAGCUUGGGACUGCUUGGAUGAGCACACUAUAGUAUUCAAGAAUCCGAAUCAUGAGCGGCCCUCAAACCCCUACACCUUUGAUAAGGUUUUUGGCCCGAUGUGCUCAACUCAGAAGGUUUAUGAAGAAGGAGCCAAGGAUGUUGCUUUAUCUGCACUUACAGGAAUGAACGCAACAAUUUUUGCGUAUGGACAAACUAGUAGUGGUAAGACAUUUACCAUGAGAGGAAUCACUGAAAAUGCAGUGAGGGACAUCUUUGAACACAUCAAGAAUAUGCCAGAAAGGGAGUUUGUUUUGAAAUUUUCUGCUUUGGAGAUCUAUAAUGAAACCGUUGUUGACCUCCUGAAACGCAAAUCAGGCUCGCUUCGGCUUUUGGAUGACUCCGAGAAAGGGACCAUCGUGGACAAGCCACAGGAAGAAAUUGUUCAGAAUGGCGAACAUUUGAGGCACUUAAUUGGAAUUUGUGAAGCUCAGAGGCAAGUGGGAGAAACUUCUCUAAAUGAUAAAAGCUCAAGAUCGCAUCAGAUAAUCAGGCUGACCAUAGAGAGCAGCCUCCGGGAUAGUUCAGGGUCCAUGAAAGCUUUUGGAGCCAGUUUGAACCUUGUGGACCUUGCUGGAAGUGAACGCGCCUCCCAAACAAAUGCAGAUGGUACAAGGUUGAAGGAAGGUAGUCACAUUAACCGUAGCUUGUUGACACUCACAACCGUUAUCAGGAAGCUUAGCGGUGGAAAAAAAAGUGGUCACAUACCAUACAGGGAUUCAAAACUUACACGAUUACUGCAGUCUUCACUUGGGGGAAAUGCUCGGACAGCUAUUAUAUGUACCAUAAGCCCAGCGUUAAGUCAUGUAGAGCAAACAAGGAACACACUCUCAUUCGCAACUAGUGCCAAGGAAGUCACAAAUAGUGCGAAAAUAAACAUGAAGGAAGUAGCCAGACUUGAAGCAGAGUUACGAAGUCCAAAGCCUUCUUAUUUGAGGUCUAUACUAGAAGAAAAGGACUUGAAAAUCCAACAGAUGGAAAGGGAAAUGGAAGAGAUAAAGCGAGAAAGAGACAUUGCACAAUCACUACUUGAAUCAGAACGCAAAGCAAAGAAAGUGCAGAAGUUCCAGGGGUCGGAACAAUGUGGACCUUCUGGUCAAGUCGCUAGGUGUCUUUCUUUUCCUGGAGAGAAUGAAAUAGUUCCUUCUCAUAGUAGAGAUAAUCCAGUAACUCCACGGUCUCGAACCAGAGGUGCAAACCGAAGAAAAGCCAUGGUAAGGAGAUCAGUUACUUCUACAGACCCAUCCAUGCUUGUGAAUGAAAUUCGAAAGCUUGAGCAAAGACAGAAGCAGCUUGGUGAUGAGGCAAAUCGAGCACUUGAAGUGCUGCAUAAGGAAGUAGCCUCGCAUCAGCUCGGAAAUAAAGAAACUGCUGAAACUAUAGCAAAGCUUCUGUCUGAAAUAAAGGAAAUACAAGCUGUUAGAUCCAUUUCAGAAGAGUCUGUGACCGGAGAUGGGGCCAACCUGAAAGAUGAGAUCAGUCGUUGGCAAACCCAGGCAGAAGAUAUUAAAUCUUUAGAAAGGAAGCUUGAGAACGUUCAGAAAUCGAUAGACCAGCUGGUUGUUUCAUUUUCAAAUAGUGUGGAAAUUCCAGAAUGCAAGGCCCCGUCAAAAAAGAAGAAGAUUCUUCCUUUCAACUUGAGCAAUAGUCCAAACAUGCAGCACCUAAUUCGCUCCCCUUGCUCACCUCUGAACCCUUCUCGUAGAGUGAUGGAAUAUGAGACUGAAAACAAGGUUCCUGAGAACAACAAUGCUAUGCCUAGUGAUGAAACAGCGGCUGGGAGAUAUAAAGUUACUCCACCAAAGAGUGACGAAAAUGGUGCCCGUAAGUCAUCCAAAGAGGGAAGUCCUGGCGUGCAGCAUUCAAACACAGUUAAUGUAAAGAAAAUGGAGAGGAUGUUUAAGAAUGCUGCCGAGGAGAAUAUACGGAGCAUUAAAUCUUAUGUGACUGAGUUAAAAGAACGGGUGACGAAGCUUUCAUACCAAAAGCACCUUCUGUUGUGCCAGGUUAUUGCAUUGGAGAAAGAUCAAGAUGCUGUAAUCGAUGAGAUGGAUAAUAUAGAUGAAUCUCUUCCUGGGACAUGGGAGUUGACUUUUGAGGAGGACAGGAAGGAAAUCAUAAUGCUGUGGCAUCUGUGCCAUGUCUCGAUCAUACACCGCACCCAGUUCUAUCUGUUAUUCAAGGGAGAACCUUCUGACCAGAUCUACAUGGAAGUCGAACUCAGAAGAUUGCAAUGGUUGGAGCAACACUUCUCGGAUCUUGGAAAUGCAAGCCCCGCUCUUUUAGGCGAUGAACCUGCAGGCUCCGUUGCAGCAAGCAUCAAGGCUCUCAAGCAAGAGAGGGAGUAUUUAGCUAAGAGGGUGAGUUCUAAACUGACAGCGGAAGAGAGAGAAAUGUUGUAUGCGAAAUGGGAGAUUCCGCCCGGAGGGAAACAGAGGAGGCUGCAGCUGGUGAACAAGUUGUGGACAGACCCCCAUAACAUGCAAAACGUGCAGGAAAGCGCUGAAAUUGUUGCGAAGCUGGUGGGCUUCUGUGAAUCGGGUGAGCACAUUAGCAAGGAGAUGUUUGAACUCAACUUUGCGCACCCGUCUGAUAAGAAGACGUGGAUGGGGUGGAACUUGAUAUCAAAUCUUUUGAAUCUGUAAACUAGUAGUGAGUGGUUUCUGUUCACUGUUGCAAUGAAGGUUGUGUUGUACAAAAUUUUGUCACCGCAAGGAAUUGCGAUGUAUGUAUUUCUUUGAUGCGAUGAAUACAACCACCACCACCAAGUCUUAUCCGACUAAGUGGGGUCUGUUGUAUGAAUCCUAGAAUGCCACUGCACUUGGUUUUGUGCCAAGUCUUCUAUUUGCUUCAAGUAUUACAUAUUUUUCUUAUAGUCUC